AUGGAUGAUAAAAUAACACCAACAAAGUCGGGUGUAUUAUUGCAUUCAACAGAUGAAGAUUUUAUUCAAGUUCUCUUGAAAUUAUAUGACGACGCAACUUACAAAUAUUGGGAUACCCGAGUAUGCCAGAUAAUCGUUGAACACAUCUCAAAGAGUAAAAAAAGUGAAACGGAUGCUUUAGAAUUGCUUUUGACAAAAUUUGCGUCAUCAUCAGCAACAAAAGCAAAUUCAAAAUAUGCUUUACAAGCAAGUCUACUCGGAUUUUGCCAUCAAUAUGGCAUAGGAACACAAUGCAUGUCAAAAAAAACAUUCGAAUACUACAACAUCGGCGCAGAAUUAGGAGAUGGAUUUGCAUUAACACAAGUAGGAAUGUGCUUUCGUAUCAGCUGUGGAACACCCUACAAUUAUGAAAAGCUCAUAGAAUUCUAUGAGAAAGCAGCAAAAGCUGGACAUCCACAGGGCAUGGUUAAAUACGCUGAAUAUCAACACGGGAAAAUCUAUGCAUUUUGGACUCUAAAAGCAGCUGAAAAAGGAUUUCCGUCUGCUAUGUGUAGAGCUGCCGACUUUUAUAGGACGGGCAAAUAUGUCAAUAAAGAUUUACACCAAGCUUUGAGAUUUAUUUGUCCUGAUGAAAGCUAUAUGUUGCGUCAAAUAUUUCAAUUUUACUAG
Messenger RNA from Ambispora leptoticha, 669 nucleotides. Lineage: Eukaryota; Fungi; Glomeromycota; Glomeromycetes; Archaeosporales; Ambisporaceae. The record is from the annotation of a GenBank genome assembly.